Saccharomyces paradoxus is the source of this 4893-nucleotide messenger RNA. RefSeq names its product separase (gene ESP1). Gene Ontology annotation, molecular function: cysteine-type endopeptidase activity. The record is from RefSeq and is a predicted model, not a curated record. Lineage: Eukaryota; Fungi; Ascomycota; Saccharomycetes; Saccharomycetales; Saccharomycetaceae. Bases 1 to 4893 code for a protein of 1630 amino acids. The transcript has a single exon. Gene Ontology annotation, biological process: meiotic chromosome separation; proteolysis. Gene Ontology annotation, cellular component: mitotic spindle pole body; mitotic spindle; cytoplasm.
AUGAUGGUAAAACAGGAGGAACCGCUGAAUGAGAUUAGCCCGAAUACUCCGAUGGCUAAGAAAUCUUAUUCAUUAAACGAGACGCUUAUGAAAGUACAUCAUGGUAACCAAGCAAGACCACUAACCUCAGUAUCAUCUGGGAGUAGUUCAACUAAUUCUAUUGGCAUGCUCACAAUGCAUAAUAAUAUAAUUCGUGACUUCUUAAAAACUGCAAGCAGUAACAUAGAGUUGGCCACCGAGGAUAUUACCACCGUUGAUCAUUCAUUAAGUUCAAUAUAUAGCCUAUUAAAGAGUCGUCACAUGUGGGGCCAUAUAAACUCCACUGUCAAACAACAUUUGAUGGUAAUAGUCAAACUUAUAAAUAAUAACGCAUUGGGAUUGGCCUCAUCUGAAAUUAUUUUUCUUUUCAAUGAAACAAAUUUAUUUCAAGCUCAUAGUUUAAAGAAUAUUCUUCUUGCAGAUUUUAGUACGUGGAAUGAUUACUAUCUUUCAAAUCUGAAAAUAUUGACGAUGCAGCUUAUACUGAAGAGAAAGCUCGUAGAUGAAUACUUACCACAUAUAUUGGAGCUAUUUUCCCAUGAUGAAAGGUACCUUCUGAAAGAUCCCACCCUCAAAGCACAUGCUCUCACGAAAAUAGUGCUAAGCUUUUUUUCUGUCACGACAAGUUGCAAAAUUUUAUUUGGGCUGAAGUUUUUACAAUAUAUCAAACAGUACAAAUUACCUUUCAAAAAUUUCAUCAGCAACAUUAGCAUCGAGUGUUUUAGCAAAAACCUCCUGCAUAAAAACUAUUUGAACAUGGGACCUAAUAAAAUAUACUUAAAUUCAUUUUACUUAUCCUAUUCCAAGCUGUACGAUGCACUGGAUAAAAUAAUGCUUCUAGACGUUUUAAGUUACGAAGAAACUACCGGAGUGCAAAGCGCAAUAAAAGCUAAAAAAGAAUUUAGUGAGUUCUGUAACGCGAGUGGGAAUCGUCUUCUUUGGUCCUGUAUUUCUGUCGAUGAUUUGAAGGUAAUACUCGAAAGCGCAACAAAUUCUUUACAAAAUAAAAAGAAACAUAUAUCUGCCACCUUAAGAUGUCUAGUAUGUCUUUGGUCUACUAUUCGUCUGGAAGGAUUACUUAAAAAUAAGGAUAUUUUAAGACAAUUUGACUGUACUGUCAUUUAUAUCAACUCAAAUAUAAAAUCCAUCAACGACGAACCGACGACUGGCUCAUUAUCAGAACUUCUGACAGUUUUAUCUGAAGUCUGCAUCGAUUAUAAAGAGCCUAAACGACUGUCAAACAUUAUCAGUGUCUUUUUUAAUGCUUCUGUUUUAUUUAAAAGCCAUUCGUUCCUGCUGAAGACUGCCAUUUUGGAAAUUAAAAAUGUUUUAAUUUGUAAUGAUUCAAAAACAGCUCAUAGAACUAUACUGAAGUUUGAAAAAUUCAUAUCUAGUGCCCAGAGCGCUCAGAAAAAACUUGAAAUCUUUUCCUGUUUUUUUAAUGUAUAUUGCAUGCUACGAAAUGAGACGUUAUCAUUUGUUUUUGAUUUUUGUCAAACUGCAUUCAUUCAUUGCUUCACACGCCUAAAAACCGCGAAAUUCAUCGAAUUUUCAAACUGUUCUGAAAUCAUGCUUUCAAUACUAUAUGGAAGUUCAUCUAUCGAAUACAUUCCUUCCGAAAAUUGGUCACAAUUAAGCAGAAUGAUAUUUUGCUCAUUAAAGGGUAUUUUUGGCUUGGAUCCUUCCGAGAUGAAUAACAAGUUUGAUAAGUUACACUUACUAAAUAAAUACGAACUAUUAAUCAGAAUAGUGUAUUUAUUAAACCUAGACAUGAGUAAACACCUAACAACAAAUCUAUCAAAGAUAACUAAGCUGUACAUAAGCAAAUGGCUACAAAAGUCGGAUGAAAAAGCUGAGAGAAUAUCAUCAUUUGAAAUAAACUUCGUUAAAAUGUUACUGUGCUACUUGAACUUCAAUAGUUUUGAUAAAUUAUCCAUUGAACUUUCACUUUGUAUUAAAUCAAAGGAAAAGUACUUCUCCAGUAUCGUGCCCUAUGCCGACAAUUAUUUGCUAGAAGCUUACCUGAGCCUGCAUAUGAUUAAUGAUGCCCUUGUGAUGAAGAAUCAAUUACAAAGGACGAUGAACUUACCAACAGCGAGGAUAGAGCAGGCGCUAUUGUAUGUAAGUUCUUUGAUAAAUGUCCACUUGUGGGAGGCUGACUUAACAGCGUUUCAAAUAUAUUUUGGGGAAACACUGCCUGCUCUAAGGCCUGAAUUAUUUGAUAUCAAUAAUGACCAUAAUCUACCCAUGUCGCUUUACAUUAAAGUUAUUCUUUUGAACAUUAAAAUUUUUAAUGAAAGCGCGAAGCUAAAUAUCAAAGCUGGUGAUGUUAUAUCUGCUGUAAUUGACUGUAGAAAGGCACAGAAUUUAUCGUUAUCGCUACUUAAAAAGAAGAACAAACUAUCGCAAGGAUCGAGACUGGCAUUACUAAAGAGUUUAUCAUUUAGUUUUUUCCAACUCAUUAAAAUACAUAUACGUAUUGGUUCCGCCAGAGACUGUGAAUUCUACUGUAAAGAAUUAUCUAGGAUUAUCUCUGACUUAGAGGAACCGAUUAUCGUGUACAGAUGUCUCCAUUUUCUUCAUAGAUACUAUAUGAUCACAGAGCAAAGCAGUCUUCAAAAUAUAACUUUGAAAAAAGCUAAUAAGGCAUUCGAUUAUCUUGAUGCCGAGGCAGACAUUACAAGUUUGACAAUGUUUUUGGAUGAUAACAAGGAAUUUGUGAAAUUGGAGCAGUCAUUGGUGCUAUAUUUCGGUGACCAGCUAGGAAAAACAUUUUUGCCAGAUUUGUGGAGGCUUAACAUGGGUAAGGAUAUUGAUGAUAGUAUUUGUCUACCCGAAUAUAUGCACAAGAACGUCAUCAAUAGAGCGCACAAUAUGUGGCGGAAAGUUAUGAGCCAAUUGGAGGAAGACCCUUUUUUUAAAGGUAUGUUUGAAUCUACCCUUGGGAUUCCCUCUUCUUUGCCUGUUAUUCCUAACGUGAUGCCCAACAAUAUUCUGAAAACUCCUUCGAAGCAUAGUACAGGUUUGAAGCUUUGCGAUUCCCCGAGAUCAUCGAGCAUGACGCCUAGAGGUAAGAACAUGAGACAGAAGUUUGAUAGAAUGGCUGCUAUUGAUAAAUUAAAAAAGAUGAAGAAGCUUUUGGAGAGUUUAAAACUAGACACAUUAGAUAACCACGAACUGUCAAAAAUUGCCUCUCUGUCUUCACUAACUCUAACCAUUCUUUCAAACAUCACUAGUGUCAAUAAUGCUGAGCGUAGUUUGAUAACUAAUUUUUCUUUAAGCGACUUGCCAAGACAUAUGCCUUUGUUAUUCGAUAAGAAAUUGAACAGUAUUGAUAACGAAGAUUACAGAAAAUUUCGCGUUUCAUCACUAAUCACCUCGAAUAAUAUAUCCACCACUACAGAGAAUGAUAAGGUAUCUGCCGCUCAACAGGACCUAAUGGAAAGUAAUCUAGAUAUUAACGUCAUCACUAUUGACUUCUGUUCCGUAACUGGAAAUUUACUUCUAUCUAAAUUAGAACCGCGACGUAAGAGAAGGACACAUUUGAGAUUACCGUUAAUACGAUCUAAUUCAAGAGACCUCGACGAAGUUCAUCUUUCAUUUCCGGAGGCUACAAAGGAGCUGCUUUCCAUCAUAAAAGAAAGUAAUGAAACAACGUCAGUGGAAGUUACCAGCAAGAUUAAAACAAGGGAAGAAAGAAAGUCUUGGUGGACCACAAGGUAUGAUCUGGAUAAACGAAUGCAAACAUUGUUGAAUAGCAUUGAGAAUAGUUGGUUUAAUGGUGUCCAAGGGUUUUUCAGCCCUGAAGUCGUUGACAGCUCGUUAUUUGAAAAAUUCAAAGACAAAUUUUACGAAAUCCUACAUCAAAACCUUCCUUCUAGAAAACUGUAUGGAAAUCCAACAAUGUUUAUAAAAGUUCAAGAUUGGGUAAUAGAGUUGUUUUUGAAACUUAAUCCACAAGAAAUCGAUUUUCUUUCGAAGAUGGAAGACCUGAUAUACUUUGUUCUUGAUAUUCUUCUCUUCCAUGGAGAAGAGAAUGCUUACGAUGAAAUUGAUUUCAGCAUGCUUCACGUGCAGUUAGAAGAGCAAAUAAAGAAAUUUAGGGCAACUAUGAAAACUAAUAGUAUAUUUCAUACAUUUUUGGUCGUUAGCAGUUCAUGCCAUCUGUUCCCUUGGGAGUGUCUUUCAUUUUUGAAAGAUUUGUCAAUCACUCGUGUUCCUUCCUAUGUUUGUCUGAAUAAACUUUUAUCGCGUUUCCAUUACGAACUACCCCUUCACGUAACUAUCAAGGACAACAUUAGUAUGAUAUUAAAUCCUAAUGGUGAUUUGUCCAGGACUGAGUCUAAAUUCAAGGGUAUGUUCCAGAAAAUAAUUGAUUCAAAACCUUCCUCCCAGUUGGUGAUGAAUGAGAAGCCGGAAGAGGAAACUCUUUUGAAAAUGCUGCAAAAUUCUAAUCUGUUCGUUUAUAUAGGGCAUGGCGGAGGUGAACAAUAUGUGAGAGGUAAGGAGAUAAAGAAAUGCGCCACAAUUGCCCCCAGCUUUUUACUGGGUUGUUCUUCAGCGGCAAUGAAGUAUUACGGCAAGUUAGAACCUACCGGAACAAUCUAUACUUAUUUGCUAGGAGGGUGUCCUAUGGUAUUAGGUAAUUUAUGGGAUGUGACUGACAAAGAUAUUGAUAAAUUUAGUGAGGAACUAUUUGAAAAGAUGGGAUUCUGUUGUAACGCCGACGAUUCGAAUGAUAGUGGAUUAUCCGUCUCACAUGCCGUCUCUAAAUCUAGGGGUGUAUGCCAUCUACGUUACCUGAACGGCGCAGCUCCUGUUAUUUAUGGAUUACCGAUCCAGUUUUUGUCAUAA